Molecule: messenger RNA, 3353 nt
Organism: Lolium rigidum
Lineage: Eukaryota; Viridiplantae; Streptophyta; Magnoliopsida; Poales; Poaceae
Exons: 4
Coding region: 1-3063 (1020 amino acids)
Biological process (GO): endosomal transport
Cellular component (GO): AP-type membrane coat adaptor complex
Source: RefSeq, a predicted model, not a curated record
AUGGAGCAGCCCCGCCCUUCGCCGCCGCCGACCCUCUCCGCGCAGGAGUGGGAGCACCUCCUCGACGACUUCUCCUCCCCGCCGCCCCGCCGCCACCACUGGCUCCACCUCCCGCUCCUCGACCUCGCUCUCGACGCCCCGCCGCUGGCCGGCCUCGUCGACGCGCUCCUCGCCGCCGCCAACCGCCCCAACCACGCCACCGACCGCGCCGCGCGCGCCCUCGCCUGCGACGCGCUGCGGGCCCUCGACCACGCCCUGCCGGGCCUCCUCGCCGACGUGCUCGGCCACGCCUACGCGCUCGCCUCCGCCGAGCGCUCCCCCGCCGCGCAGUCCUACAUCCUCCUGCUCGCCUCCGCCGCCCGCGCCGUGGUCCGCCUCGGCAGGCUCGGAUCCCCCGCCUCCAUCCUCGCCGUCUCCGGCCCGCCCACCCCCUUCUCCGUGCCCGCUCACCUCCUCUCGCCCUCGCCACCAGCCCCCACAACCGCCCGCCCGUCCGACCAGAACGUGAGGGAGAUACGGAAGGUGUUGGCCCUGAUCAUGGAGCGGCCGCAGGUGCUGACCCCCGCCGCGGCCAUGGAGGUCGCAGCGGUCGUCGCGGAAGUCUCAUCAGCAGUGCUCAAGUGGGCGCCAGCCAUCGCGGCGCAGGUCAAGGUGCAGUUUGGCGGGAUGGUGCACUCGUCCAGCCCGCUGCUGCUGCACUCGCUGCUCAUGCUCUUCGUGCACUUUCCCGGAGCGUUCGGGCCCGAUGAUGAGCGCAAGAUGGCGCGCCGCCUUGCGCUGGCCGCCUGCGAGGCGCACCGGCCGCUCCUGGUGCGGUUGCUCGCUCUGCAUUGGCUGCUUGGUUCCGAGAGGUUCAGAGUUUCGGUGCCUGGACUCACCCGAUGGUUCUACCCUGGAAUGUUCGACCCCCUCGCUCUCAAGGCCAAGAAGCUGGAUUGCCUUGGGUUUGCUGCUGCUAGCGUUCACACUGAUAAGGUUGGAGGAGGCCAGCAGACAACUGAGCUCAUCGAUGAUGGCCUAGUCAGCGUUUCGGCCUUCAGGUGGCUCCCGCCAUGGAGUACUGAGACGGGUGUUGCAUUCAGAGCGCUGCACAUGGUUUUGGUUGGCGCUGCCCCUCACAGCGCCAAUCACACAGGUGGCUCCGGAGCUGGUGAGCUCCUGAAUUCUACUACCUUCCACCAUUUUCAGGCUAUGUUGGUUGAUAUGGCAUCAGAGCAUCGGAGUUUAGUCCCAGUGAUCGCUGAUUUCAUCAACCGCCUGCUAGCAUGCACCACACAUCGGUGGCUGGGGGAACAGUUGCUUCGAACCAUUGAUGAGUCCCUGCUUCCGAGGCUUCAACCGGGCUACCAGCUUGCGUCUUACUACCCUCUAUUCGAGAAAAUUGCACAGAAUGAGGCAGUCCCUCAGCUCCGCCUAAUCGAAUUGCUCACCAAGCAGAUGGUUUCUCUUGCCAAGACGCAUGACCCGGACACAGAACUCAAGUCCUGGUCUCAGGGCAGCAAGGUUGUGGGUAUUUGUCGUAUCAUGCUGAAGCACCAUCACAGCUCCCAUAUAUUCCUUCCCCUCUCCCACCUACUUGUGCGCACCAUCGAGUCAUUCCCAGACCUAGAGAUCAGGGACCACGCAAGGAUAUGUUUGCGGAUGUUAUCUUGCAUUCCUGGCAAAAAACUGAGGAAUCUCAUGGAAAUUGGAGAGCAGCCCACACCCUCGCAUCCGGGUUCCAUGUUUGAUGUCCCAUCACCACAUCCUUCUCAAGAUCCUAAUAGCAUGCCUAGUUUGGCAUCAUACAUUCAUCUUGAAAGAGUUGUGCCGUUGGUUGUGAAGCAGUCAUGGGCCCUCACAUUGCCUAAUUUCAGUGUCCAGAGCAGAGCAUCUGGCCACAUUCUAAGUAUACAGGAUGUGACUGCCACUCCCCCGGAGCAAGAAAAGCCACCACAACCUACCAUCGAGAGAAUUGGCUAUACACAGGAAGCACUACGCGUGAUGGAUUCAAGGGGGGCUGAAACUUUGGAAAUCCUUAGAAGGCACUUUUCAUGCAUUCCUGACUACCUGCACUCAUCUGGUUUCAAGAUCAAAAUACAUUGCACGUUUAGAUUUGAUUCUGAGCCAUUUAACACUGCUUGGGGAUCUGAUUCAGCUGUUUCACGUCCUGAAGGGGAAGAUGAGUUGCCUGCCCUUUAUGCAGUGACAAUUACCUUCUCAUCCAGUGCACAGUUUGGGAAGGUUCCCUCAUGUCAUGUGCCUUUCCUUUUGGGUGAGCCUCCAAGUUCCGGUGUGGACAUUGUCCCUGUAGAUAACUGCCACCAGGAAGAAUCAAGUUACCGUGCAUCGGUGGUGAUAGAACUGGAGCCUCGAGAGCCGUCACCUGGUCUUAUUGAUGUUGACAUCGCAGCAAAUACAGAGAACUGCCAAGUUGUAUCUGGUUCUCUUCUGCCGAUUACAGUUGGCAUCGAGGACAUGUUUUUGAAGGCUAGCUUACCUCCCGAUACUCCGGAAGAUGGUAUAGCUGAAUAUUACCAGGACCUGUUUCAUGCUCUAUGGGAGGCCUGUAACAGUUCCUCUAACACAGGCCGUGAGACCUUCCCUUUGAGUGGAGGGAAAGGGUUAGCUGCAAUUAGUGGAACCCGCUCUGUUAAGCUUCUUGAGGUGACUCCAAAGGUUUUGAUUGGAGCUGUUGAGAGAUACCUUGCUCCUUUUGUUGUCAGUGUCGCUGGGAAUUCACUCAUCACCAUUCUAAGGGGUAAUGGAGUCAUUAAAAAUGUUGUAUGGGAAGAAAGUGACUCAAAUGGUACUGUUGGUGCUGAUGCAUUGGUCCCAUACUCCAUGGAGAACAAUCUCCAGCUUCAGCACAUUGAUGAUGACGAAAUCGGGAUUGGUCUGGCAAGGUAUGCUCAUAUAAGCAAGAGAGAUAUGGGUGUCGUGCGUGUUCUGAUAUUCCUGCCACCUAGGUAUCACCUCCUCUUCUUAAUGGAAGUAGGCUACUCCUCCACACUGGUCAGGAUAAGAACAGACCAUUGGCCAUGCUUGGCAUAUGUUGAUGAAUAUUUGGAAGCAUUGCUUUAACAGGGAAGGUCUUGGCCAAGAGUUUUCAGUUUUGUACCUUAUGUAAGAUUAAAGAGCAUACUAGUGCGAGAUAGUGUGUUUCUUUUCAUUUUUGGGGGGUUUCUUUUUCUGUAUUGUACCAUGAGCGUUGGAGCAUCAUUCUUUUUGCGGGUUCAGAAGUGUAAUUUCCAGGGGAGAGGGCAGUUUUGUUCAUUGAUCAUCAUCAAGAAUAUGCAAUUGUUUAUACCCUUUUAUUAAGUUCCCAUUAUAUGCUAUUUCCACCAGCUAUGUAAAUCUGAGGUUUUCUUUCA